CCCCUUCCCCCCAAACUUCACAUUUCCCGAGCUUGAGCAGUUAACAGCAAUUCACCGCAAUGUCACCGCGCUUCGUCCGAUGUUUCUUCCUCAUCUUCGGGUUCUGAGGCUCAUACAAUGCGGGCCAAGGCCAGUAGAUGAGCUCUUCGCGAUCCUGCGGCCCAUGGAACGUCUUGAAGAGCUCGUGCUAUUUGAUACGACCAGCAGCUGGCGACAAAUCCACGAGACUGACUCGCCAGGACUGCACGACACAGUCAUACUCUCGCGGCUGCGACUACUUAGUAUCAAUCAGUCGCGGGGAAGUAGCCUCGCAAGCAUUCCCCUUCUCUGCCGGAUCGCACAUCCGCCAUCGACUGCAAUCCGUCUCGGUUUCAGUUGCCUCUCGUUCUCGCACGCCGAGUACGACGGCUUUAUAAGGCUGCUGUCAGCGAAGAUCAAUGCCUGGAGCGACCUCGACGACCCCUCGUUUCGGUCUUUCCGCUUCGACAUCGACGAAGCACCCGACUUCUACGUUACCGUAAGCCUCUGGCGCGAUCGUCUCCCGCUCUCCUCCUUGCAAGACUCUCUCCAUUACUCUCCAUUCUUCCAAGUCUCCUUCGGCACAGACAACAAGGCAUUUGUGGCUGAUCUACUGCGCCGUCUGCCACUGACGGAUGUGACGACCGCGUUUAUCACGGACGACGCGGCGCUGUGGGGCGUCGCAUAUUGGGAGGAGAUGCUAUCGCUCCUACGGUCCGUCGAGGAGCUCACCCUGCGCUAUAAGAUCGUCUCAUCAACCCCAGUUGAACCUCAUGGCGCGCACACGCUCUGUCCUCGACUGCAGGUGCUCCGCAUCUGCGAAUGCGAGAUGGACCAGUUAUAUGCCGAUCCACGACGUUCCAAGCUCAUCGAGCUCGCCUACGGCUUUGUUGUCCGCGGCGGGGAUACGCUGACAGUGCGGCACCUUGACGCAGGGGUGGGCGGCCUAGCAGCAGGCGCGACGAGCGCGGUGAGAGGGCUACCGUCUCUUGGGCAGAACGCGUAGACCGCCAACGCGCGGCUUAUCACACGCGUUUCGCGAAUUUCUGCGAUGCUCGUGUCACUCAGGCGUCGCUGAGGACUGUGAGCGAGCCGUCCCGACACCUGCGCUCGUGCCUCGGAGGGAGUGAUGUCUGUGCACUGUGAUGUUGUAUUGCUACGAGGCGAGAUACUCUGGGUAUGGAGAUGUGACGAAAUGUGUAGUGCUUGAGGGUCCGGUCCAGUCCGGUCUUUUUCAGCAACCAAGCAGGACCAGGACCCAGACCAGUCAAGGACCAGCAUAUAUUUAUGUAGGACUGGACCAAGACUGGGUCCUGGUCCUGCACAGUCCUCCUUGCGGUCCAGGACCAGUCAUGACCGGUCUCGGACCAAAUUUGGUCCAUGACCAGUUGGGACCAGCUCAGACCGGUCCCCUCCUAGUAAAUAUCGUACAAAUGAAUGGGUUUUGACUUAGAGCAACAUAUACAAGUAGACUAACAGUAUAAUAUGCUAAGUUCAGG
Phanerochaete carnosa HHB-10118-sp is the source of this 1517-nucleotide messenger RNA. RefSeq lists its product as uncharacterized. The coding region runs from base 164 to 1024 and encodes 286 amino acids. The transcript has a single exon. The record is from RefSeq and is a predicted model, not a curated record. Lineage: Eukaryota; Fungi; Basidiomycota; Agaricomycetes; Polyporales; Phanerochaetaceae.